AUGGUUGUACUGCUUGUACAGCAGGAGGAAAAGCAGAAGAAAACAACAACACCAGUUAAUGAUAAUCUGCCAGUACACCAGUGUGUGUUUGAUUUUUUAGGAGGAUUUUUCACAAAGGAAUCCCAAUAUUACUGCAGCCGUUGCUAUCAGUCCCACUAUGGGACUAAAUGUGCUAAAUGCAAUGAUUAUGUUGAGGGAGAGGUUGUGUCUGCCCUUGGUAACACCUUCCACCAAAAGUGUUUUACGUGUGCCCGGUGCAUGAAACCAUUUCCAACAGGAGAACGAGUGACAUUCACUGGAAAGAACUGUUUGUGUCAGAAAUGUAUUCAGGCAGAGAAGGAAAUUGAUUCCAGGAUAAUACCAGAGCCAGCUAAUGGAUACAACAGUGUUAAUAGCGAUGCUUGUGCAGGAUGCAACCAGGAGCUAAAGGAUGGACAAGCAUUGGUGGCCCUUGAUAAACAGUACCAUAUAUGGUGCUUCAAGUGCACCACUUGUAAUGUUCUGCUGCAUGGAGAGUAUAUGGGACAUGAAGGAAGACCAUAUUGUGAGAAGGAUUACCAUGAAAGAUAUGGAGUUAAGUGCGCUUACUGCCAAAGAUUUAUCUCUGGCAAGGUUCUUCAGGCAGGUGACAACAAUCACUUUCAUCCUACUUGUGCUCGAUGCAGUAAAUGUGGAGACCCAUUUGGGGAUGGGGAGGAGAUGUAUCUUCAAGGGGCAGCAAUCUGGCAUCCUAGAUGUGGACCUGGACCUGGGGAAAGCGGAUUUGUCAUCAAUGGAUUUGACACUUCAAGCAUUGUUGAUGGAUUUGAUGGCCUGUCCUCAACAAUGAGUGAACUGCAUUAUGGAUCCAGGGCCAGUAGCCCAGGAGGGUCAAUGCUAAGAGAUUAUCGAUCCCAAUCUCCUGGAAUUCCAUUUGCGUACAGCUAUAUACGCCAAGGAAGAUCAGUUUCCAGUCUGCGUAAACCCAUUGAUCCAUAUGAUAGAAAAGCUUCCCAUCCACCUAUGCACUUUCAUGUUCCCCAGGAUAAGACAAGGAAGGUGACCAUAACACCACGGUCUAGCAGUAGAUCUGGUAUGAGAGCCAUGAUAGAAACUCUCCAACAUACAUCUCCUAGACCUAGGUCACCACACAUGAACAAUGAGGAGCCUAUAGAAAUGUCCCAUUACCCUGACGGGAAGAAGGUUGAGGAAGAACAUGUGGUUCCAAUCGAACGGGAUGAUUUUCCAGCUCCACCAUUUUUGUAUGCUGAUGAGAAGCGUCGCAGGAGGUGGUCAGAACCAAUGAAAAAAGAAGACAGCGUGGACAUAGGACCCCCUCCAGAUCAUCAACUUGAUGCAAAGCUAAAGAAUCAGGAAGAGACAUUAAGAAAAAUAUCAAAGGGUGGAAGUGGCCUUGGGAAAGUGUUUCUGGAUACAGUACAACAGCGUGAGAAGAUGAAUGCUCAGCGAAGAGCAUUUAUUGAUCCUCGAAGCUAUGCAAGAACACCAUCUGCCACCAGGGAACCCCAGUUUCGACUUCGUUAUGAUUCUCCAGUUAAUGCUUCUCCGUCCCGUUUAACACAUUCUCGCCAUGAGGAUGAACCAACUACAUUUUUUCGGUCAUCCUCAGGGCGUUCUCUUGGGACACCGGGAUACACAACUCCAGGUACAGUUCACAGCACUCCUAGCUACAGGAUAGUGUCAUCACUAGGAGGACCACCUAAACCUGGUUACACCCGGAAAUCUUCAACUCUACCAGCUUCUGGGAUCAACGGAACCUUUUCUCCAGGAUAUUCGAACUUUGAAGCUGGUCUUGAUCCCACCUUCAGUACGGAGUUUAGCAGUAAAUCUGAUAUAUCAGAAAAGAGUUUAGAUCUUAGGGAUGGGCGUGUCUCUGCUACAGUAAACCGAAGGGAUUUAAAAUCCUCCACAACAUACACACAAGGGUUGAGAAAUAUGUCAACUUCUGAGCAGAGCGGACGAUCCUACUCCUCUCAUAUUAAUAGGUCACUGCCGAAUAUGGCUACAGGGUUAAGCAAAGCUCCUAAAAUCUAUCCAAUCCAUCUACUCCUAACCUCCAACUACCGUCUACCCCACGAUGUAGACAGAUGUAACCUGGAGCGCCAUCUGGCGGAUUCCGAUUUCGAACUCGUGUUCGAGUGUGGCCGCCCCGAGUUCUACAGUUAUCCACAAUGGCGGCGAAACGAGCUUAAAAAGCGCGUCAAAUUAUUCUAAAUCGAAUUCAAAAUCUCAGAAAAUCUGUUAAAACAUGAAUAUCUUAAAAACUAAAUUUACAGUCAUGUACAGAAUUGUCAUGUACAAGUUAUACACUACAUUACAGUACACAGUAAACUCCACUGUACAAUACUGUACAGUACAAUGAUAUGAAUCUAGUUUAUAAAUAAACCAGUGACGUCACCAAAGAAGUUCAAUCAUGAAUUAAAAAGGUUGUACGUAGUUAAGAAUAUCCACAAGGGAUAAAAUAGUUUAAUUUCACCUAGACUGUUCGAAAUGACCACCAACGUUCGGACAUAGUGUACAUAGUGUACAAUAUCAUUGAAUGUAAACAAUAAACAUUAGAAAAUGAUAACGAAUUGAAACCGAAUCAGGGUUAGUUUUUAGACUCAUGAUUGUAACUUGAUUCAGGAUGAACUCACCCGUUAAAGGACAUUUGAGAUUUAAUCCCAUCACGUUGUACUCUAUCUAUAUAUAAACUAUAUAUAUAGAUAGUUUUACAUCGUACUUAUAUGUUUUCGGUCCCUUAGUUUUUGUUAAACUGGACUAGAGUGAUAAUUAUAUUGAACUUUUGGGACUUCACUUAGCAGCUUGAUGAAAAAUGAAAUUGUCGGUAGCUUGAGAAAUAAUAAUCAGUGAUAUUUCCUCGGAUGAAGUAUUUGAGCUUUAAAAUUGUCAGAAUAGCUGAAGAAUGCAGAGAAUGCAUGCUGUGGUGAUUUGACACAUUCUGCAUUCUGAAAAGUAUCUGUGCAUGCUUGCAUAGAUUAAUUGAUAAAGGUAAAAGAAUAAGCAGAAUGCUGCAUGCUGCACGGUAGCUAUGAAAUAUACAAGAUGGGGAAGGAGCAUGCUGCAUUCUGCACCAUAGCUAUGAAAUAUUCAAGAUGGGGAAGGAGCAUGCUCCAGCCUGCAUGCUGCACCAUAGCUAUGAAAUAUACAAGAUGGGGAAGGAGCACGCUGCAUGCUGCACCUGGUUGUCUGGAAUACUGCUUGCUGCACCAUAGCUAUGAAAUAUACGAGAUGGGGAAGGAGCAUGCUGCAUGCUGCACCUGGUUGUCUGGAAUACUGCUUGCUGCACCAUAGCUAUGAAAUAUACAAGAUGGGGAAGAAGCAUGCUGCAUGCUACACCUGGUUGUCUGGAAUGUCUGAACUAGAACUAUAAAACAUGAAGAGGAGUUCUUGUCUAAGGGCAAACCGGAUACCCUGUAAAUUGCUGUAGAAAUCCCCCAAGAAAGGUUUGUUUGUAAACAACUGCAAGAUACAGUACAGUUUGCGACCGAUGACGUAAACAAUUUUUAUUCAUCACAAUCUUCAUAAUAAUACCAGAUAGAAAUGGCGAAAACAAUAUCUUCUUAAAAAUUCAAUUCAUAUACCAUUAAAAUAGCUCUAAAAGUAUGCCAGAUUAGCUAUUUUUUCAUAAAAAUAGCUUCUUGUUAGAAAACUACAAAAUAGCUAAAAAAUAUUAUUUUUCACAAUAUUAUAGCCAUAUAUUUAUCCAGCAACAUAGAAAUCUCCAAUUUACAUAAAUAAUGAUUUACAGUGUACAGUGUACACAUUUGUUUAUUUACAUUGUACACAUUUGUUUAUUUGCAGUUUAUCACAGUGACGGGUUUUGUUUUUCAUUGCCGAACCUUUUUUAUGUACAGUUGUACACCACAUAUAUUUAUAAUUUUAUGUACACUACAUAUAUUUAUAAUUUUCUGCAUUUGAGUAAAAUUUAAUUGUAUUUUAUGUAAAUCGGGCAUUUUACAUUUUAUUUUUUAUAUCUUACAUUUAAAGCUUAAAGUUAGAUUUUUUACGUUUCCAGGAAAUACCCCUCCCCU
This is a messenger RNA of Eurytemora carolleeae, 4034 nucleotides long. RefSeq names its product actin-binding LIM protein 3. Gene Ontology annotation, biological process: cytoskeleton organization; lamellipodium assembly. The transcript is spliced from 7 exons. Gene Ontology annotation, molecular function: actin filament binding. The record is from RefSeq and is a predicted model, not a curated record. Bases 1 to 2214 code for a protein of 737 amino acids. NCBI's taxonomy places the organism in Eukaryota, Metazoa, Arthropoda, Copepoda, Calanoida, Temoridae. Gene Ontology annotation, cellular component: actin cytoskeleton.